Messenger RNA from Aspergillus sclerotioniger CBS 115572, 1281 nucleotides. Its product is annotated as histidine phosphatase family protein. Gene Ontology annotation, molecular function: phosphatase activity. Lineage: Eukaryota; Fungi; Ascomycota; Eurotiomycetes; Eurotiales; Aspergillaceae. Gene Ontology annotation, cellular component: cytoplasm. The coding region runs from base 326 to 1258 and encodes 310 amino acids. The transcript has 2 exons. The record is from RefSeq and is a predicted model, not a curated record.
GAUUGAUGGCAUUCAACAUCCUGAGGAAUCUUCAUUCAAACUUCCCAUGUAUCGGAAAUUGACACUCAAACUCGGUAUUGAUGAAUGCAAUCUUCGAUUUCUCACCUCAGUGAAAAGUGCAUCGGAUCUAUCCGGAGUUAACCAGGCACCGCCACGUCACUUAUAACUUAUUAACUCAAGUCCAAGCCGGCAUGUUACAACAAAAUUGAAAGAACCCCACUAUAGAUCCAGACUCUACCACAGUCUAAUGUCAGGCAUGAAAUAGCUAUAUAUGCAGCCCCUGCAUUUACUCAGGCAGCACUAUAACCUCAAUUAAUCACUUACAAUGGAGAAACAGGAACCCUUUUGGAAAUUCCAGCUAGUCCCUGAUAUCUUCGUGGACUAUAACGAAAUCGCCAACCGAAUCCCAGGCCUAAAAGUAGGCACUCAGCCAAACCUCGGAAUUGUCGAUCAGAUCUAUGGCGACACAGACGCCUUUACCGAGUGGCUAGAACAGGACAAAACGCCCUGGGAACGAUUGACCUCCUACGUGCGCCGUCUGAACGUACGAAGUCCCAAGAAUGUCAGCUACAAAAUCCUCUAUCUCACUAGACAUGGCCAUGGCGUCCACAAUGAAUACAGGGAUAAGGUUGGGAAGGGAAAUUGGGAUGAUUAUUGGGCUCGUCUCGAUGGAGACGGCACUACCUACUGGGUGGACGCGCAGCUAACCGAUACUGGAAUCCAACAAGCUCGUGAACUGGGCAAGUUCUGGACGACUGUCGCCCUGGAGCAGAAGAUCCCAUUGCCAGAGACGAUUUACACGAGUCCGUUGCAGCGGUGUCUUCAUACGACGAAGAUCAUGUUUUCCACCGCCUUGAAGGAUUCAGGUAGACGGAUCGCUCCCAUGGUGAAAGAAGGGCUGCGAGAGCGUCUGACGGGUCACACUUGCGAUAAGCGAAGCACCCUGACACAGAUUAACCAGUUGUAUCCUCGGUACCUGGUUGAGGAUGGUUUCCCCGAGGAAGACCGGCUGUGGUCGCCAUUCACGUUCGAAACCACCGAGCAACAUGUGGCCAGAAAGCAACAGGUGCUGGAGGAUAUCUUUUCACGCGACCCGAAUGAGGUUAUUGCUCUGACGAUUCAUGCGUAUGCGAUCGGUGCCAUUGUCCGGGCGUGUGGUGGUGAGGAGGGAUUUAUUGUCCGAGAGGGAUCCACCAUUGCGUUGUUGGUGAGGGGAGAAAGGCCGCCUUUGGGUCGAUAUGAAGCCAUGUAUUAUUAGAUAUGUCCCAGUGUUGAUUCCAG